Molecule: messenger RNA, 1114 nt
Organism: Aphanomyces astaci
Lineage: Eukaryota; Oomycota; Saprolegniomycetes; Saprolegniales; Verrucalvaceae
Product: AUR protein kinase
Exons: 3
Coding region: 21-1103 (360 amino acids)
Biological process (GO): regulation of cytokinesis; protein phosphorylation; mitotic spindle organization
Cellular component (GO): spindle microtubule; chromosome passenger complex; spindle midzone
Molecular function (GO): protein kinase activity; ATP binding
Source: RefSeq, a predicted model, not a curated record
UGGUCAAGGGUGAGCCACGGAUGGCCGAGUCGUCGACACACACUUCCAUGGCGCCACGAAGGACACCUGCUUCAAUAAGCACCCCAUCCAACAGGAUGGCGGGUUCGAUGCUGCCAGCAUCCCCAAGCAGUGCGGACGUCAAUACGUUCACCUCUUACAUGAGCGGCUCCAGUCGGCUGGACAUGUCGGUUGCUGGUCACAUGGACUGCACCAGGCCCAUGGAUGCAGCAGGAUUGCCAGCAAGAUCUACAUCACCUGGAUCCAAGCGAAUACUACUCCCAGAAGUGGUGGACGAGUCGACAGAUCGCGUGUGGAAGCUCACGGAUUUUGAGAUUGGCCGACCACUGGGCCGAGGCAAGUUUGGCAAUGUGUACUUGGCGCGAGAAAAGGAAUCCAAGUACGUCGUGGCCCUCAAAGUGCUGCAGAAGAACCAGCUGCGCAAGGCCAACGUCGAGUACCAGCUCCGUCGGGAGAUCGAAAUCCAGUCGGACCUGAACCACCCCAACAUUCUCCGGUUGUUUGGGUACUUUUACGACGACAAGCGCAUCUACCUCAUCAUUGAGUACGCCCCGCAAGGAGAACUCUACCAGAAGCUCAUGGACGUCGGUCGAUUCAGCGAGCCCGUCGCCGCCACGUAUGUGUACCAGAUCGCCCAAGGUCUGCUCUACAUGCAUCAACGCCAUGUCAUUCACCGAGAUCUCAAGCCAGAAAACUUGCUCUUGGGCUACAACGGCCAACUCAAACUGGCCGAUUUCGGCUGGUCGGUGACGUCCCACAACGUCCGACGGCGUACUCUGUGUGGGACAUUGGACUACUUGUCUCCUGAAAUGGUGGACAACUUGGCUCACGACGAACGGGUGGACAUCUGGACAUUAGGAGUGCUCAUGUACGAGUUAUUAGUCGGUACACCGCCAUUUGAAGCCGCAGACACCCCAUCCACAUACGACCGCAUUCGAUCCGUGGAUUUGCGAUGUCCGCCGCAUGUUUCCAUCAAAGCGAGGGAUUUACUCGAUCGCAUUUUGAGAAAAGACCCCGUCCAUCGACUGCCGUUGGAGCUCAUUCUCAAGCACCCGUGGAUUACCACAAACGUAAUUACGCCGUAAGAUUGGCAAAA